AAUCAGCUAAAAGUCUGCUCAGAUUUUAAACAUAUUAUGAGGAAUAUAGCAACAGCAAAAUGAUACAUCUAUAAAAUUGAUAAAUAAGGUCUCUUAAUUAGUAUUACUCCUCUGAAGAAAUAUUUAUCACCGAAUAUAUUAUUCCAAUGCCUAACAACUAAGGAUCGACUAACUUCACUAGGUCAAGAUUCGACGGAACGAUGUGUGCAAAUUCAACCUGACUAUCUGCAUAAUGUUUAAAACACAGGUGGUCGUGUUCAGUAGAAAAAUCUGAUGUUAUUUUAAAAGAACGGACAUUGAUCAGAUCAUAUAUUUAUUUACAAACGCAUAGAUAAUUCAGUAGGAGCCUGCUUAUUCAAAUAUGACUUCCAGGAAAUUAUUUUCUACAUUUUGGAAUAAAAGAUUAAGCGUAAAUGUUUUAAAUAAACAAUCCGUUGGAUGUUAUUCAACGAUGUCUGCUCAGAGACAAUAUAUCCCACGUAGAACAUUGAUGUAUGUUCCUGGGCAUGAUUUGAAGAAAUUACGGAAAAUUCCACAGCUGAACACAGAUUGCGCUGUUUUAGAAUGUGAAGAUGGUGUGGCUUUAAGUAAAAAGGCAGAAGCAAGAGCGAACAUAUGUCAGAUAUUAGAGGAAAUAGAUUUUGGUCCGACAGAUUGCGCUGUCCGUGUUAAUUCAGUUUCCAGUGGACUCAUAGAGGAAGAUUUAAAAAUAAUUCUGUCUGCUAAAAAACUACCACAGACUGUUUUAAUUCCUAAAGUUGAUAACGUAGAUGAAUUGAAUUACUUUACAGAAAUAAUGAAGAGAGAAAUAAAUAGAAGAAAAGAAACAAAUUAUCGGCCAUAUUUAAUUACGUUUAUUGAGAGUGGUCAAGCUGUUAUGAACAUGGUGGACAUUAUAAAAACAGGAUUACGAUUUUCAGAAGAAGGUGUUUAUCUGUUGGAUGGCGUAGUUUUUGGUUCUGAUGAUUUCUGUGCAGAUAUAGGUGCAACACGGACAUCAGAAGCUGGAGAGUUGAUUUACGCACGACAGAAAAUAGUGAUGACAGCGAAGGCUUUCCGACUUCAGGCCAUAGAUAUGGUAUCUAUAGAUAUAAAAGAUCAAGCCUCCCUAGAACGUCAAUCGUUAGAAGGAGCAAGAAUGGGAUAUACGGGAAAACAAAUAAUACAUCCCAGUCAAAUAGAUACAGUUAAUACAGCAUUUACUCCUAGUCAAGAUAAAAUAGAAUGGGCUACACAACUUAUAGAUGCCUUUAAUACACAUCAUCAAUCAGGACAGGGAGCGUUUACAUUUAGAGGAAGUAUGAUAGAUAUGCCAUUAGUUUUACAAGCCAGAAAUAUUCUACAACUUGUUAAUAAUAUUAAUAGAAAACAUUGAUAUAAUUAAUAUAAUAUUAAUACAAACAAGGGAAGGACACAGCUUGUCAAUAAUACACACAGAAAACUAUUGUAUUAAUAUUAUAAUAUACACAGAAAACAUUGAUAUAACUAUUAUAUAAUAUUAAUACAAUAGAGGGACACAGUGGCAGGGUUCUAGAUUUCAGCAAUCUGAAUAAAACAUAGAUCCUA
Patella vulgata (common limpet) is the source of this 1566-nucleotide messenger RNA. RefSeq names its product citramalyl-CoA lyase, mitochondrial. NCBI's taxonomy places the organism in Eukaryota, Metazoa, Mollusca, Gastropoda, Patellidae. Bases 362 to 1375 code for a protein of 337 amino acids. The record is from RefSeq and is a predicted model, not a curated record. The transcript has 7 exons. Gene Ontology annotation, molecular function: (S)-citramalyl-CoA lyase activity. Gene Ontology annotation, biological process: regulation of cobalamin catabolic process.